AAUUACACCAACGCACACCCAUUUGCUAUCUUCCCAAUUUGAAAGCCCUAGCAAAUCAUGGGUGUCCAUGUUGGUGCUUGUGUCCUAUUUCUCUUCCAAUUGUCAUCCCUUGUUCUUGGAGAAGUGCUUCCACUACCGCCAUUUGACGUAACUCAGAAGGAUCUCCAGCAGAAGUUGUCAUUAGGGAACAUUAAUCUUGAUGUGCCUGCGCUUUAUGUGUUUGGUGACUCCUUUGUGGAUGCUGGAAAUAACAACUAUUUGAAAACAAAAGCCAAAGCAGAUCACCCUCCAUACGGAUCAGAUUUCGGUGGAAAGGCUACCGGACGUAAUACAAAUGGAAGGCUAGCAGUCGACUUCAUAGCUAAAGUGGCUGGCUUGCCAUAUGCUCCACCAGCGUUGGGCAUGUCCGAAGCAGACAAAAAGAACACUGUAACUGGGGUCAAUUAUGCAUCGGCUUCCUCUGGCGUUCUUCCUGAGCCCCCUCAAAUGGAAGCACUUAUGGGAGAUGUUUUGAGUUUUGACGAACAAAUAGCAUUGUUUGAGAAGACAACUGAAAACCUAAAGUCGCAAUUCAGUACUCAAAACAUGUCAAAAUCACUCUUCUUUAUCCAUUCUGCUAGCAAUGACUUUGGUUUAGUAUGGAUGUUGGCGAACAAAGACCAUUUCACCCCUGAGGCCUACGCUUCAUACGUUGCUGAUGAGUUAUCCAAAAGAUUGCAGAAAUUGUAUGCGCUUGGAGCACGCAAAUUUCUGGUUAACAAUGUUUCACCCUUGGGGUGCCAACCAUAUAACAUAAUGCAACAGAAGCCAACAACUGCUUGUGUUGAGGAAAUGAACCAGCGAAUCACUGCUUAUAACAAACUCCUCCCUAAGGUACUCUCAAACUUGCAAUCCAAACUGCAUGGAUCCACCUUCGUGCUUGGAGAUCUUUAUAAGAUUUUUGAGGACGUUGUUGCAUCUCCUGAUUCGUAUGGAUUUACCAAUGUGAAGGAUGCAUGUUGCUUCACUGACUUGGGGAAGGGGACUGUAAUAUGCACUCCUCAAUCAGUGCCAUGCCAAGACAGAAAUGCUCAUGUGUAUUACGAUCCUUUCCAUCCAACUGAACGCAUGCAUUUGAUAUGGGCAACCCGUUUGUUAAAAGACUCGUCCGUUGUUUCACCAAUGACCUUGGUUCAAUUACUGCAAGCUUAAUUAGGUCCAUAUGUAGGGCCUUAAUUAUGAUAUAUGUACUCAUGAACCGACUGAUUAUCACAUACUUUAUCUUUAAAUUUUUAAAAAUGAAUAAAGAAGAGUGUAUGGA
Molecule: messenger RNA, 1300 nt
Organism: Rubroshorea leprosula
Lineage: Eukaryota; Viridiplantae; Streptophyta; Magnoliopsida; Malvales; Dipterocarpaceae
Source: the annotation of a GenBank genome assembly